AACAAUUAGAUGCAUGUCCCUAGGUUAUUUGUCUAUGCUCGUAUCGUCAAGCAAUGCAAGCUCGUUGCAAGAAGUGAGGUGCGUGUGUUACUCUCGUGCUUGGCGUUAUUGUUUUGAGCGGCUGUGUAAAAAUGGCAGAUGAUAAGGCCGGUCACGAAGUUGUUGGAAACCAGGAUAAUUCUACACUAUCCGAACACGAUCCACAUUUUGAACCAAUCAUUACGCUGCCAGAGGUUACAGUGUCAACAAUGGAAGAGGAUGAAAUUGAAAUGAUUAAAUUGCGAGCAAAAUUGUUCCGUUAUGAUACAACUGAGUUGCCUCCGGAGUGGAAGGAGAGAGGAACUGGAGAUGUGAAACUUCUCCGACAUUCAGAGAAGAAUUGUGUUCGUGUUGUGAUGCGUAGAGACAAGACUCUGAAGAUAUGUGCCAACCACUAUGUAACACCUUGGAUGGAACUAAAGCCAAACUGUGGCAGUGAUCGUGCUUGGGUUUAUAGUGUCCCUGCUGAUUACGCAGAUGAAGAGAUUCGACCUGAACUCUUAGCCAUCAAAUUUGCAAAUUCAGAGAAUGCCAAGAAGUGGAAGGAUAAAUUUGAGGAAGCCAAGAUGAUAGUGGAAACACAGUGUGAACUUUAUGCUAAGGAAUUGUCAAAGAAUGUGAAUCUUGAAGAUGAUGAUGAUGCUGAUGAUUCAGGAUCAGUUGAAGAGACUGAACCAAAGUCUGAUGAAAACACUGCUUCAGAGACUGACAAGGUGACAUGUGGUCUGGAGAAAUUGAAGGUGGAUGAAAAGGAGACACCAACUAGUGAUAAGGUGGCAGAAGCCAGCUCUAAUGGAGUUGAUAAUCAGAAGGAAUCUACUGCAGCAGACUAGGUUUGGUAUUCUCACAUGAUUUGUUGAAGAAACCAACUUGAUAUUAAUUAAAACAAGUUGUAUUGAUCUGGACCAUUCACUGUGUUUGAUAAUAAUGGUAUGUUCAGAGUAUGCAAGAUUAAAACGAGGAAGUUGUUUUGGAUAAAAAGUAAAGCAGUUUAUAAUGCUGUGUGUGUGUGUGUGUGAACAAUUUUUAGAAAAGCCGACAAAAUGGGAUAGUUUUAUACAGUGGCCUUAUUCUGGUUCCCACUCCCCACCCUCAUGUUUGUCGAAAGAUUUGUAGUACAUAAAAAUGUCAGCAAUCAUUUUUCUUUCUAAAAUGAUCAGUAUUUUGCAACAGCUCACAUAAUUUACACAUAUAAAAUGCUUAUUUUAUAUGAAUUGCACAUAGUAUUCAGGAAAUAUUAUGUUCAGGGUUGAUUCUUUAUCAUCUUGCUUGUAACUGAUCAUAUAAGUCUGUUGUUAUUAGCUUUAGUCAGUCUUUACAGUAGGUAAAUGCAGAUGAAUGAGGAAAUAAUUCCUUUUGGCACAAGUUUGCUUGUUUGUCAUAUACAGUGUUUCCUUUGCAGUUAAAAAAAUAAGAAGUGGAUAUUCAAAGGCAUGUUGAAUUAACUGUCAUGUAUCAGUGUAACUGGCAGGGGUGAAUUUCUGGCAAGUACUUGUGUAUGAGUGGGGUACCAGUGGAAGACAAAAACCACAGCCUAUUCUUUUUAAGGUGUAUUUGCAUAUUUUAGUUCGUUUUUGUAUUGGUGUUUGUAAGCAUCAUAAUUUGCUGUUGUUACAAGUAAAGGAUCAGAUAGUUAUAAGAACUCAUUGUUUAUAUUUAUUCCAUUACUCAAUAGGGUAGUGAAUUUAACCUUCAGUGGACAGUAUCUGAGUAAAAGUGUUCUAUGCAUACCACAGUUCCAAAUGAAGUAAUUCAAUAACAUCUGCUAUUUUUCCCUUAGAAUCCAACAGAUUACACUAGUAUGUUUUUUAUGUCAUCACCCAAAAAUUGUGUUAUGGCUUUUAGAAAUUGCCAUAAAUCCAGUAAUUGUGUCAAGUGCUAAAAUAUUUUUUUAGUUGACCAUUACUUUAGGGAUUUAUAGUGAGUGAUAGAGUGUUAUAUCCUGGAUAUUACAUAAAACGUGAUCAAGAGAUACAACAGAGGACAUAUCUGAUGGUGCUAUAUAUCAUACAGAACACAGACUAUAUUUAAUAUGUCCUGGAAUGUUAUAAUUGCAUAAUUAUUCUGUGGUAAUACAUGCAAUAGAGUAUUAAAAUGUAACUUAUUUUCCACAGUCUGUCGUCACACCCAAUUCAUCCAUUUCCCAGGUGAUUGAUAACCACAACUUUUAUUCCUUAUAGCACAAAAUUCUUCUAUAUAAUGUUUAAAAAUCUCAUUCCCACUACCAAGUAGACUUGAAAGCACAGCAAUCUGUAAAUUGAUUUUAUAUGAAAAAUAAGAGGUUGUUGACCACAAGGCACAUACUCGUAAUUUACGAAAAUUCCACUACACUGUAAAGAGUUAAGGUUCUUAAAAUAUUGUUUUAGAUUUUAGAAUAACAUCACUGUUGUAUUAGUAAUCAGAUUUUUUUGGCUCAGUGUUACACUAAAAUCAUUCCACUAUGCCUUAGAAAAUGGUUAGGGUUCUUUCUCCCCAUUCAUGCUGUCUAGAAAGUUACUCUUAUAAUACUUUUAUGUGUUGCAUGCAGCAUUAAAGUGUAGCAGUAAUAUGUAUUCUUUGUAUGGGGACAGAUUGAUUGGGAAUGGAGAAUCCAACUCACAUGGAAAGCCAUAUAAUUAUAUUUAAGUUGCCAUAGACACCAAGGUAAAUUUGAGUAGAAUCAUAGGUUAAAUUUCUGCUGAGAUAAUUUGCUUUUGAUAGUAAGAUAUUUUACUCCAUUCUGACUUUACUCUGAAACCAUAAUUAACACACUGACUUCCACUUACAAAACCGUAGCCCCCAGGGAUAUUUGAAUUGUACAAUUUUGCUUUCAGUUCUGUACAUGUGGUUUCUGCAUUAAUAAAUUGAUGUGAAACA
Molecule: messenger RNA, 2895 nt
Organism: Cryptotermes secundus
Lineage: Eukaryota; Metazoa; Arthropoda; Insecta; Blattodea; Kalotermitidae
Product: ran-specific GTPase-activating protein
Exons: 6
Coding region: 132-872 (246 amino acids)
Biological process (GO): nucleocytoplasmic transport
Cellular component (GO): cytoplasm; nuclear pore
Molecular function (GO): GTPase activator activity
Source: RefSeq, a predicted model, not a curated record